Messenger RNA from Maylandia zebra (zebra mbuna), 1458 nucleotides. The record is from RefSeq and is a predicted model, not a curated record. NCBI's taxonomy places the organism in Eukaryota, Metazoa, Chordata, Actinopteri, Cichliformes, Cichlidae.
UUGUGUCCCUAAAUAUUCUUUAUGCAUGUUUUCUUCUUCUGAUGUCCACAGGCAGGGAGUUUUUGCCUUCUUUGGAGAGCACUGCACUUUGAUCGACUUUAUUUCUACAUGACUGACUUACUGCAUGAAAUAUUAACCAAUAGCAGAGCGGCAGAGGAGAUGAUUAGUCUGAGAAGAACAUUGACCUCUUUUCACUUUAUUUCACAACACUCUUGCUGUCAGGACAAGAUCCCUACCGGAUUCAGUUCACUGGAAAGAGGGAAAUUCGCAUACCCUGAUCUUGCCAGCGGGCCAGAUUGUGUUGCUCUGGAGUGGAAAUAAUUUCACCCGUGGCAGAAAUGAAGAGAGCUAUUUUAUUUCUGAUAACUGUCUAUGUCUCGGUGCCUGUCAUUUUAUACCUGUUCCCUUGGAUACUGGGCCAAGUCAUAUUUGCUCACUUGUUGAGGUUUCCAUUCUUUGUGGAUCUCAGCAGACCUGAAGAUGUCCUAAACCACACAUGCAAUUUCUACCUCAACACAGAGGAGGGCAUCUCAGUCGGAGUGUGGCAUACGCUCCCUGCCAGCCAAUGGGAGAAAUCCGCCAGGAGAAGCCCUGAGUGGUACCGGGAGACUCUGGGAGACGGCACUCCUGUUAUUAUCUAUCUCCACGGCAACAUAGGGACCAGGGCAAUAAAUCACAGAGUACAACUGGUGAAGAUCUUAAGUGCUGCGGGGUACCAUGUCUUAUCUUUAGACUACAGAGGUUUUGGAGAUUCUACUGGGGACCCCAGUGAAGCUGGAUUGACCAAUGACGCCCUCUACCUGUACCACUGGGUAAAGAAACACAGCAAGGGGAGUCUCGUCUGUCUGUGGGGACACUCGCUUGGCUCCGGGGUGGCAACCAAUGCAGCAGUGAAAAUACAGGAGCAAGAGUCUGCUGUUGAUGCUUUGAUCCUUGAAGCUCCAUACACAAGCAUCGGAGAAGUCGUAGUCAACCAUCGGUUCACGAAGAUGUACAGGUUCCUUCCAGGAUUUGAGAGCUUGCUGUGGAACAUAAUGAAAAUGACCAACAUAGUAUUUGCUAAUGAUAAAAACUUGAAGUCCCUGAUCAGUCCACUUCUUAUUCUGCAUUCAGAGGAUGAUAAUGUUGUUCCUUAUCACAUGGGCCUGGAGCUGUACGAGAUAUCACUCCAGACUCGGAGGAAAUUAAACACCGAUGCACACGUCGAAAUGAUCUCCUACAGUGCAAGUCUUGGAUUCUCCCACAGCAGCAUCUACUUGGAUCCCAAUUUAUCAGGUGUGGUUAGGAACUUUCUAGAAAACCUGAGACACUAGAGUGGCGGUCCCUCCUCCGGGCUCACAGUUCCUCGUGGUCCUCAUUGCUUUGUAGGUUUUGUGAAAAAAGUCCAACACACUGGCCAACUUCUUGCACAAAAGCUUCCAUAUCUUACAAAGAUGUCAAUAAAAGCACAGUACUGUA